AUGUCUAAACUUGGGAACCGUGCCGACUGGGCCGACGAUGAGGAGUUUGACGACCCCUCCGCGCUCCCCGCGCAACAAGUGAUCGCCAACAAAGAUGGCACCAAGACCGUCAUCUCCUACCGCUUCAACGACGAUAACAAGAAAGUGAAGGUCACCCGCCGCAUCAAGACCACCACUGUCCGCGAACACGUCAACCCCCAGGUCGCCGAGCGCCGCUCGUGGCCCAAGUUCGGUCUCGAGAAGGGCCACCCCCCGGGACCUACUUUCGAUACUACCUCCGUUGGCGAGAACAUGGUUUUCCGUCCUAGCAUCAACUGGAAGGCGCAGGCUAAGGAGGCUGAGAAGGACGGCGGCGAGAAGGGUGGUAUCAAGGACCAGCUCAAGGACAAGAAGGUCAAGUGUCGUAUUUGUUCCGGGGAGCACUUUACUGCUCGCUGUCCCUUCAAGGAUACCAUGGCUCCUGUCGAGGAGGCGAGCGGUGGUGCUGGCGUGGAUGCGGACGACAAGGAGGCUGGUGGUCUCGGUGCGGGCAAGUCCAGCUACGUGCCUCCUCACAUGCGGAAUGGCGGUGCUGCUGGCGGCGAGAAGAUGGGUGGUCGGUUCGAGAAGGACGACCUCGCGACUCUGCGUGUCACAAACGUCAGCGAGUUGGCAGAGGAACAAGAGUUGCGGGAUCUCUUCGAGCGGUUCGGUCGUGUUACCAGAGUUUUCCUUGCCCGGGACAGAGAGACUCAGCGGGCCAAGGGCUUCGCCUUCAUCAGUUACGCGGACCGGGGCGACGCCGCGAGCGCCUGCGAGAAAUUGGAUGGCUUCGGUUACCGCCAUCUCAUUCUUCACGUCGAGUUCGCCAAGCGGUCUACUUAA
Molecule: messenger RNA, 864 nt
Organism: Penicillium odoratum
Lineage: Eukaryota; Fungi; Ascomycota; Eurotiomycetes; Eurotiales; Aspergillaceae
Gene: tif35
Product: translation initiation factor eIF3 core subunit g
Exons: 4
Coding region: 1-864 (287 amino acids)
Cellular component (GO): cytoplasm; eukaryotic translation initiation factor 3 complex
Molecular function (GO): translation initiation factor activity; RNA binding
Source: RefSeq, a predicted model, not a curated record